UGCUGCUCACAUGGCGGAGCAAGAGAGCCGCAAGGCAAGUCAGGCUCAGACGGAUUCCUCCACGGCAGUCUUGCGUGAUCCUAAGCCCCUGGUGGCGCUGGCAAUUCCUCCUUGCGAGGAAAAGUACUACAUAAAGCUCCCCUGCUUCGACUUCCUUUGGAGCGGGAAUGAGAGCCAGAGAGUUGCAAGUAUCGUUACAGCGAUCAUGGCGAAUAAUCCUGGAAGGCCGAUUCCCGAUGGCAAGGUUAAAUCAUUUAAGACAGGUGAUGAAGUAGAUGAAUGGCUUUUCAAUAAUCAGAUGCGAGUCCCUGGAGCUUUGCACUUUUUAGAUAAAAAUGCUACCACAAUUAGCUAUGGAUUGCAGACUAAUUCAACUCCUGUUCAAAAGCGAGGGGAAUAUGAAGAUCCAACAUUCAAAUUUCAGAUUCCUCUUCAGAUUGCAGCUGAACGUGAAAUUGCUAGGUCAUUGAUAGGAGAUCCAAACUUUAGCUGGUCAGUUGGAUUUAAGGAAUUUGCUCAUCCUGCCACGGCAACUUUCUCUAUAUUUGCUGCACUGGGACCAGCAUUUUUCCUUGCAAUUGCAGAGUUUAAUUUUGUAUUUCAAAUUGGUCAUUUGGUUGCUGAGAAAGAGCUUAAACUUCGGCAGGCAAUGACUAUGAUGGGUCUUUAUGAUUCUGCAUACUGGUUUUCAUGGCUUGCAUGGGAGGGAAUUAUGACACUUCUAUCAUCUCUUCUUAUUGUUCUCUUUGGAAUGAUGUUCCAGUUUGACUUUUUCUUGAACAAUGAUUUUGCAAUUCUGUUCCUCCUCUUCUUCCUUUUCCAACUUAACAUGAUUACCACUACAAGUGGAUUCCCAUACAGUAAAAACAUCAGUCCUGUUAUUCGAAUCAUCUGGUCAUUUUUCUCACCUAAUCUUCUUGCUCAAGGUAUAAGUAUUCUUGCUGGUGCAACUGAAACUCCCGAAGAUAUAGGAGUUAGCUGGAGUAGACGAACAAAGUGUGCACCAAAUGAUGAUGGGUGUGUGAUAACAAUGAAUGAUAUCUACAUAUGGUUGUCAGCCACCUUUUUCCUCUGGGUUCUUUCGGCGAUCUACUUUGAUAACAUAACCACAAAUGCAUCUGGUGUGAGAAAAUCGAUAUUUUACUUUUUGAAGCCUAGUUAUUGGACAGGGAAAGGUGGAGAGGUAGAAGAUGUCCUUGAAGAGGAAAACAUUGUUAAACAACAAACAAGGGAAGGUGCAGUUGAUCCAAAUGUUGCAGUUCAGAUACGUGGUCUUGCAAAGACAUAUCCCGGGUCCAGGAAGAUUGGUUGCUGCUGUAAAUGCAAGAAGACUUCUCCAUACCAUGCCAUUAAGGGGUUAUGGGUAAACUUUGCCAAGGAUCAGUUAUUCUGUCUUCUUGGUCCAAAUGGUGCGGGAAAAACCACAUCAAUCAAUUGUUUAACUGGCAUAGUUCCAGUGACAGGUGGAGAUGCACUGAUUUAUGGUAAUUCCAUUAGAAGCUCUGUUGGCAUGUCAAACAUUCAAAGACUUAUAGGUGUUUGCCCCCAGUUUGAUAUCCUUUGGGAAGCACUCUCUGGUCAAGAGCACCUCCAGCUCUUUGCUUGUAUUAAAGGCCUUUCCCCAGCUUCUAUCAAAUUGGUUGUACAGAAGUCAUUGGAAGAGGUGAAACUCACUGAGGCUGCCAAAGUGAGGGCUGGUAGUUACAGUGGAGGAAUGAAGCGCCGCCUCAGUGUUGCAGCAGCCCUUAUUGGUGAUCCAAAGUUGGUCAUCUUGGAUGAACCAACUACUGGUAUGGAUCCCAUAACAAGAAGGCAUGUAUGGGACAUAAUAGAGAGUGCAAAGAAAGGUCGUGCUAUUGUCUUAACAACACACUCCAUGGAAGAAGCCGACAUCUUAAGUGAUCGCAUAGGAAUCAUGGCAAAGGGUCAGCUUCGCUGCAUUGGAACCUCAAUAAGGUUGAAGUCACGAUUUGGAACAGGUUUCAUUGCUAAUAUUAGCUUCACUGGAAGCAGCAAUGGAUUCAGUCCUUAUAAUGGCGAUGAAGUAACCACAACUCACCACCAUGAAUCUGUGAAGCAGUUCUUUAAAGAUCAUUUGGACAUAGUACCAAAGGAGGAGAACAAAGCAUUCCUGACCUUUGUCAUCCCUCACGACAGAGAGAAGCUGUUGACGGAAUUUUUCGCUGAGCUGCAAGAUAGAGCAAGAGAAUUUGGUAUAGCUGAUAUUCAACUUGGUCUUGCUACCCUUGAAGAAGUUUUCUUAAAUAUUGCAAGGCAGGCAGAGCUGGAAAGUGCUACAGCUGAGCAAAGAUUGGUCACUUUGUCAUUAACUUCCGGAGACUCACUUCAGAUACCGGUAGGUGCAAGGUUCGUGGCAAUCCCAGGCACAGAGUCCACAGAGAAUCCAAGGGGUGUAAUGGUUGAAGUGUACUGGGAGCAGGACGAUACCGGUUCGCUUUCUAUUUCUGGUCACUCUUCAGAAAUAUCAAUACCCCUUAACGCCGAACAGAUGAACUCUCUUGCUACUACAAACAGGAAUUCCUUUGGCCGGAGAGGACCAAUUCAUGGAAUCGUAAUCAACCCUAAUCCAAUUGGCACUAAUAAUUCUCAAUAAUAAAUAUAAGAAUUUACUUCCU
Rubroshorea leprosula is the source of this 2636-nucleotide messenger RNA. The record is from the annotation of a GenBank genome assembly. NCBI's taxonomy places the organism in Eukaryota, Viridiplantae, Streptophyta, Magnoliopsida, Malvales, Dipterocarpaceae.